Molecule: messenger RNA, 1764 nt
Organism: Closterium sp. Yama58-4
Lineage: Eukaryota; Viridiplantae; Streptophyta; Zygnematophyceae; Desmidiales; Closteriaceae
Source: the annotation of a GenBank genome assembly
AUGGCGGUGGCGGUGUUCGACGCGUACAAAGACUGGGUUCGCCGCAACCGACAAUGGCUGUCGUCGGCCGAAAGCAUGGCGAAUACCCUGACAUGGCUCCUUCCUGACCGAUUGGCUGAGUCAGAGCUUGCGCCGGAGGCUCUUUCGACAUUGAUUGGAGUGAUCUCCGUUAUAAACGACCAUAUUAUCGAGACAGCUCCUACUGAAGCCCCUUCCCAAGCCAGCAACCGCUCCCUUAGGCCUGCCAGCCAACCCUCUUCCUUCCCAUUACACAAUCAACGGGCUCUUCAGAGCCCCAAUCGCAAUCUCGCUCUCUUCCAACCCAACGGCUUUUCUCCGAACCUCCCUCCGAACCAAGCUCCGAACCUCCACGCGCCGAACCUGAACCUUCCCGCACCGUAUCCGUUGAGUCACAACGGUUCUCCAGAGUUCGGGGGAAUGGGGAUGGUGCCGUGGGCGCUGGUGCUGGCGGUGGUGAAAGAGGGGGAGGUGCUGGGGGAGAUGGCGGCAGAGCAAUGGCUUGGGGAGGAUGGCAAGUGGACUGCUGUUGCUGGCAUUGAAGCUUUAAAGGCCGCAAUCCGCCUGCUCCUGUUGCACCGUGACAGGUGGCGACUGCUUUUUGGAGGAGGCAGCACGGAGAAUCCGGGCCCCAGCAAACCCUCCCCUACCCCAUCAACUUCAUCCUCGUUACAAGCCCAGCAGCCGUCCCCCUAUCAGCAGCAGCAGCCGCAUAGCACAGGCGGUUCUAUGGGUUACAGUGUUGGUAACCACCGGGGCAUGAAUGGGCAGCAGGCAGCAACGACUAGGGCACUGGGUGCGUUUCAACGGUUCCAGAGGCAGAAUUCUCAAAAAAUCCCUGCCAUUCACAUGGAGUUGUCAGCGCACGACCCACAGCUAUUUACCCCCUUGUCUUCGAUCCCUGUAUCCAUGUCUCCCCUCCCCCCAUCUCUCCCCAGCUGCAUGCACGUGACAGCAGAGCUCAUCCACAUCUUCCGCCCACUGCUCUACGUGCUUGCCAUUCGAGCUGCUGCAAGGGCUGCUCGUUCCAGAGCAGGCGCACCUGCUGCUGCUGCUGCUGCUGCUGCUGCUGAUGCUGAUCCGUCUCAGCCUGCUGCUGCUGCUGCUGCUGCUGCUGCUGCUACAGCUGCUGAUGCCAGAAGGACGGAGGGAAGCGCGGCACAAAAGGAGGUGUUUCAGCUAACUGAUGAGGAGCGAGCCGAUCUUGCUCGGCGGCGCAUGCUGCUAGUCAUGUACCUCCUGCGCUCGCCGUGCUUCGAUGCCGUCACAAGGCAUCCUCUCGAGGGCAUUCGAUCGUUCGUUCGCCCGAUUCCUCUUCUCGGCUCCCUCGCAGAGCGGGGAUUUGAAAUGCUGCUUGGCAUCCAGUCGACGCGAAACGACAGAAAGGGCCCGCCGGAAAACGCGGAGGAGGGGAUCACACAGGAGCGAUUAGUUCAGGCGAGAUUGGCGUCACUGGCGGCAGCAGAGCCACUGGCAGCGGCUCUAAGAGAAACACUUAGCGAGGCCUCGGGUGUGCGGGAGGCGGUUAGGCAGGAGGGAGCAGUGCAGGCGGAGCUGGGGGAGGUGGUAUCUGAGGUGGCGCGGUUCCAGGAGCAGCACAGAAAGUGGGCCACAGCAUUCAAUGAGCUUCACACUGCAAUCAAGGAAAUAGGAGACUUCGAGAAUUGGAUGAAGGUAAUGGAGAGAGACAUUGCGCUGGUUACCACCACAAUUAAAAUAGUCACUAGUUCACCAAGCAAAACAUGA